AUGGCGCCCAAAGGCAAGCAAGGCGACAAGUCGAAAGGCAAAGACUCCGGUGAUAAAGGUGGCAAGAAGGAACAAGGCGGAGCCCAAAGCAUCAACGUCCGCCACAUCUUGUGCGAGAAGCACUCCAAGAAGGAGGAAGCUCUGGCAAAGCUGAACGCUGGGUCAAAGUUCGAUGAGGUUGCGAGAGAGUUCUCGGAGGAUAAGGCGAGGCAGGGCGGUUCGUUAGGAUGGAAGGGAAAGGGCGCUCUACUGCCGGAGUUCGAGAAAGUGGCAUUCGAGCUUGAGCCGUCGACCACAGGGAAGCCGAAAUGGAGCGAGUGCAAGACGAGCGAAGGCUACCAUAUAAUUAUGGUCGAGGGCAGGAAGUAG
Molecule: messenger RNA, 369 nt
Organism: Saxophila tyrrhenica
Lineage: Eukaryota; Fungi; Ascomycota; Dothideomycetes; Mycosphaerellales; Extremaceae
Product: Peptidyl-prolyl cis-trans isomerase pin4
Exons: 2
Coding region: 1-369 (122 amino acids)
Biological process (GO): rRNA processing
Cellular component (GO): nucleus
Molecular function (GO): peptidyl-prolyl cis-trans isomerase activity; DNA binding
Source: RefSeq, a predicted model, not a curated record